GUGAUCGCCAGUGCCACAGGCUCGAAGCCAUGGCCCAGCACUGCGGAGCCCCAGUCCGUAUAGAGCCGGACGCUUCGUAGUACCAGGGGGCCAUGCCGCGGCCCGCGGCGCAGCAGCGCACCCUGGCGUCGCGCGCCCAGCCGCGUCCGGUAUGGCCCGCGACCGGUCGCGCGGCCGUCGUGGCCGCGCUGCUGGCGUCGGGCGGCCCCCGCGCGUGCGCGGAGUGGGCGCCCGCCGGCGCGGACGGCGCCUGCAGCGCUGAGGCCUCGCUGCUGCAGCUGGCGGGCAGCGUGCGGAAGGAGGCGCAUGGAUCCACGGAAGGCGCUGGAGUCCUGGACGUACCUCUGCACUCGGAGCUGCAGUUGCCUGCGACUACGCCGAGACCCGCCUCCGCAGUCGAUGCAGGCUCGAAUGGCAGCUCGAGCGGCACGAUUACCGUGCCCUUGGACUCGAAUCUUCAAGUGCCGCACGCAAUCCGAAAGGCUGAGUCUGUUGAGCAGUUAGAGAGGAGUGUGCUAGAAGGUGUUGCAGUGGCGGACGUGCCUCUGGACUCGGAGCUGCAGUUGCCUGCGACUACGCCGAGACCUGCCUCCGCAGUCGAUGCAGGCUCGAAUGGCAGCUCGAGCGGCACGAUUACCGUGCCCUUGGAUUCGAAUCUCCAACUGCCGCACGCAACCCGAAUGGCUGGGUCUGCUGAUCGGUCAGGGAGGAGUAUGAUGGUGGGUGCUGGAGUGGCGGACGUACCUCUGGACUCGGAGCUGAAGAUGUUUACGACUACUCAAAAAGCCGCCUCUGCGGUUGAUGCAGGCUCGACUGACAGUUCGAGCGGUACGAUUACUGUGCCUUUAGAUUCGAAUCUUCAAGUGCCGCACGCAACUGCAAAGGCUGGGUCUGCUGAUCGGCCAGAGAGCACUAUUCCUGAACGUGCUGGAGUCGUGGACGUGCCUCUGAACUCGGAGCUGCAGCUGGCUACGACUGCUCAAAGAGCCGCUGCCGCGGUUGAUGCGGGCUCGAGUGGCAGCUCGGGCGGCACGGUUGCCGUGCCCUUGGACUCGAACCUGCAGACGUCGCAGUCCGAGACGCACACGCCGCCUCCGCCGAGAACCCCUCGCCGGCGCCGCGGCGAGCCCGCCGAGCCGACCGCCGCCGCGCCGGGCUCGGCCGCGGGGCCGCGGGGCCUCGCCCACCGCUCGCUGCUGCAGGCGCUCGCCCGGCGCGCCGCGGGCGGCGGCACUCCGCCCGGCGGCCUGGGCCAGCGGUCGCUGCUGCCGGCGUUCGCGGAGGGCGCCGGGGGCGGCGGCGCCUCGGUCGGCUGGGGCGCUGCGCUCGGCCUGGGCGCGCUGUACGGAGACUGUUGCAUGUCCUUGGCCCUGACCACAUCGGGACCCUGAUCACCCUCAGUGCCACGGCCGCGCCCGCCCGGGCGUUCGUGAUCGGCACCUACUGGGGCUGCGGGCACUGCCUGGGCAUGGUUGUCAUCGGCGGUGCUUUCCUCCUCGCGGACGAACUCUCAGGAGGGUUCGUGGAGGCGUGGGAAUGCUACGGGAACUACGUCAUUGGUGUUUCCAUGGUCGCCGUCGCCCUCUAUCCUGUGCGCCUGCACCGCCUCGGCCACGAGGUGCACGCCGACGGCAGCAGCACGCUGAAGGCGUGCGCCUGCUGCGGCCCGGCCAGCGCGGACGCCGCCAGCGAGACGAAGGC
Molecule: messenger RNA, 1701 nt
Organism: Prorocentrum cordatum
Lineage: Eukaryota; Dinophyceae; Prorocentrales; Prorocentraceae
Source: the annotation of a GenBank genome assembly